UUACUAAACGGAGGAGUUAAAAUCUACUGUGAGCUCAGGGGCCUUUAUUUGAGAUAUUUCGGUUCAUUCGUUUCGUAAAAGUCUCGAUACAUGCAAAAAAACGAAUCCUUCCUCAUUUCGACAAUUCUUUAAACAGCGCACCCCACGAAGGAUUGCGUGGCUGUGAUAACGACCCUUGACCCCUGUGAACAUGCCGAGGUCAUUUUUAGUGAAGAGCAAACGGGCACACAGCUAUCACCAGCCACGCUACCUGGAGGAAGACUACACGCGACUCACUACUCUUCAAACGCAUUCAUGCACAGAUAUUCAAACAGAUAAAGCGUCACAACAUUGCGAGGAUGUAGGUAAAAGUCCGGGCAGGCGUUCGCCCGAGGGAAGUGUGGUAUGUACUGCGGACCACUCUGCUCAGCAGUCUCCGCUCAGCUGCGAGGGCAGUGUGUGUGACAGACCCUCGGAUUAUGACGAUUCCUGGAGACCCCGGUCACCGUCAUCAUCUCCCGAUGUGGGAAAAUAUCCCGUAUCAUCACCGGAUGACAUCCAGCCUUUUGACAUGACCUUCCGACCGUGCAAUUGGGCACAUGCAAGAUCCGAGCUCAGGCGUUUCGUUCAACCUUUUCACCGGCUUCCCAUUCCGAUGGGACCAGAACCGCCGACCGGCAUUUAUGGUACCACGGAGAGGAGUACUCGGGCUCUUUUCAAUGAACAGACCUCCUCCAGGGGAUAUAGCCAGGAGUAUAACCCCUUGGCCGCCGCCGGGGGAUUUUACGCUAGUUUCAAGACCAUCACUGAGGUCUCCGACAUUGAAUCACAGUCUGAUCUUUUGUGCACUCAGCUCCAUCUAAAUGGCUCAUACAAAUGUGUAAAAUGUACUAAGGUGUUUUCAACCCCGCAUGGCUUAGAGGUUCACGUUCGGCGGUCGCACAGUGGCACGAGGCCCUUUGCCUGCGAAAUGUGCGGGAAAACAUUUGGUCACGCGGUUAGUCUGGAACAGCACAAAGCCGUUCACUCGCAAGAGAGGAUUUUCAGCUGCAAAAUAUGUGGGAAAAGCUUCAAGAGGUCGUCUACUCUGUCUACGCACCUGCUCAUCCACUCUGACACGCGACCAUACCCGUGCCAAUACUGUGGCAAGAGAUUUCAUCAGAAGUCAGAUAUGAAAAAACAUACAUUCAUCCACACAGGCGAAAAGCCGCACAAAUGUCAAGUGUGUGGAAAGGCCUUUAGCCAGAGUUCCAACCUCAUUACGCAUAGCCGAAAACAUACCGGAUUCAAGCCAUUUGGAUGCGACUUGUGCGGGAAAGGCUUUCAGCGCAAAGUAGAUUUGAGGAGGCACAAAGAAACACAGCAUGGUCUAAAAUAAAGAGAACCUCAAAUCAAGACAGUUUUGUAACUGCACACUCUUUACACGUAAAACACUAUCAGGAUACGGACCUAACAGACCGUUAGAUAGUCUAUGCUAAGAGUAUCUAGGCCAUCUGUGGCUGAAUUCCUGAUAUGACUUUUAGGUUAUUUAUAUAAAAAUGUUUGAAUGUUUAUUCAAUUCAUAUACACGAGUUACUCUGUUUUCUAAAUAUGUAAA
Messenger RNA from Electrophorus electricus (electric eel), 1576 nucleotides. RefSeq names its product growth factor independent 1A transcription repressor a (gene gfi1aa). Gene Ontology annotation, biological process: regulation of gene expression. The record is from RefSeq and is a predicted model, not a curated record. Gene Ontology annotation, cellular component: nucleus. Lineage: Eukaryota; Metazoa; Chordata; Actinopteri; Gymnotiformes; Gymnotidae.